Capsicum annuum is the source of this 1592-nucleotide messenger RNA. RefSeq names its product polyamine oxidase 4-like. Bases 1227 to 1553 code for a protein of 108 amino acids. NCBI's taxonomy places the organism in Eukaryota, Viridiplantae, Streptophyta, Magnoliopsida, Solanales, Solanaceae. The transcript is spliced from 4 exons. The record is from RefSeq and is a predicted model, not a curated record.
GCGAGUUAACCACCUUUGUGAAUUUAAAUUUUCAAUAGUGGUUCCCGUGCCAUGUUUUCCAUGAUUAAGUUGUCCAAUCCUGGGCAUGCCUGGAAAUAAGGUGGGAGCCAUCAAAGGAAAUAAGCUAUAUUUCACUUCAAGAUAUCCUCGAUUCAAUGGUGGCUCUGGGAGCCAUAGUAUGUAGUUCACCGACAUUUUGGUGGAAGACCAAUGGCAUUUUCAUAAAUUUAGCUUCAACUAAUGGAAAAGAGUAGUUGUCAGUGGUUAAAUAAAACUCUAGAAGCAUCUUUCUCCCCAGUCUCUCAUUCCCAACAACAACAAAAAGACACUUAUAUUCAUCUACUUUUCAUCAUUUGGGCAUCACCACUCGCACUAAUUGGUUUCAUAUUAUCUCAAUUUCAGGUUGGUUUUACUCUCACAUUUUUUGUAAUCUUCUUCUAGUAAUUCAAUUUCAUGAUUGAUGGUUCCUUUCGUCGUUUUUGAUUAAUUGCUGCUGUCAUAUUUUUUUUUCCUCAACACCUUUAAUUUUUAUCAUCUCAUCCGUGUGUUUUAGUUCCGGUAUGUUUUCUAGAAAAUUUCUUCUAAUUGCUUUCAUACUUUUGAAUGUUAAAAUUAUCUGAUGUGAAUUGUUUCAUUUGAUUUUCUUCCCUACUUGUAAUUUGUGGUUCAAUAUUUCUUGAUAGGAAUAGGAUCUUAAUUAAAAACCUAUGUAGAUUUUUAUUUAUUUUUACUUCUAGAUUCUUCUCCCAAAGCUUGAGUAGCAAACUACAUAGUUUGUAGGUUCAAAAUUAAUAUAGUCUGUUGAGGAAGAUCUUAGCAUCCUUAUGUUGAUAUAGUUAAGACCGAUCCGAUAAAAUUUAUCCCUUUCAAAACACCUAGAUGUUAAAUGAUAUCAAUUUCUUAAACUGUGGAGUUUUUUCUGGAAGUGUUCCUUUAGCUACAAAUAAAAAAGACAUCUGAUUGCACUAAAACUUCGGAUAUGAGCAACAUUUGGGAUUCAUCUCAUGCUUUCAGUAAUAUUGUUUUGGCGGUUUGUACUAGCGGCUUGUGUUUUUGGCUCAUCAUGGACUGAUUGGCACAUAAUAUUUACUACAACAAAGUGAUUUUCAUUUUCUCAUCUGUGGGCAUUUGAUAUUUGCAUGUAAGAGCUAUCCUAGACAUUAUUUAGUAUGUUUGUUCUUGUAGGCAAAAUGAGUCCACAGACUAUAUAAUCUGUUUACCUUCUUAUGGAGAUGUUAUUGGAGCGUGGUUUGGUGCUUGGCCAAUGUCACUUGAUUGGGCAAGCCCGUGGCAGGCUCCAUGGGGUGUGUGAUGAGAAUCUGCUGGCUCCAUUGAUUCGCUGGUUAGAGCUCACCAUGUUUCGCACUAGCGGUGAUAACUCGUGCUGUAUGACCAUAACCUAUAAAUCUUCAUACUUCAUACUGUUUGUGACAUGGAUGGUCAUCAAGUUUGUCAAAAUACAGUUGUUCAAGUUGGAGAUGUAUUCAAGAAAAUCCUCAAGUGAGACUGAGAAAGUGAGGAACGAGCAUAGUCAUGACUUGUCAGUCCUUUAAGCAAUAUCUAUUGUAUUGGACAGGCAUCCAGAGUUGAGG